Molecule: messenger RNA, 6142 nt
Organism: Galeopterus variegatus (Sunda flying lemur)
Lineage: Eukaryota; Metazoa; Chordata; Mammalia; Dermoptera; Cynocephalidae
Gene: SLC6A6
Product: solute carrier family 6 (neurotransmitter transporter), member 6
Exons: 14
Coding region: 16-1878 (620 amino acids)
Biological process (GO): taurine transmembrane transport; sodium ion transmembrane transport; neurotransmitter transport
Cellular component (GO): plasma membrane
Molecular function (GO): taurine:sodium symporter activity
Source: RefSeq, a predicted model, not a curated record
AUAGAAAGUGAAGAGAUGGCCACCAAAGAGAAGCUGCAGUGUCUGAAAGACUUCCACAAGGACAUCCUGAAGCCAUCGCCAGGAAAGAGCCCAGGCACACGGCCUGAAGACGAGGCUGAGGGGAAACCCCCGCAGAGGGAGAAGUGGGCCAGCAAGAUCGACUUCGUGCUGUCUGUGGCAGGUGGCUUCGUGGGCUUGGGCAACGUCUGGCGUUUCCCGUACCUCUGCUACAAAAAUGGUGGAGGUGCGUUUCUCAUACCGUAUUUUAUUUUCCUGUUUGGGAGUGGCUUGCCUGUGUUUUUCCUGGAGAUAGUCAUUGGCCAGUACACCUCUGAAGGGGGCAUCACCUGCUGGGAAAAGAUCUGCCCCUUGUUCUCUGGCAUCGGCUACGCCUCCAUCGUGAUUGUGUCCCUCCUGAAUGUAUACUACAUCGUCAUCCUGGCCUGGGCCACAUACUACCUGUUCCAGUCCUUCCAGAAGGAGCUGCCCUGGGCACACUGCAACCACAGCUGGAACACACCCCACUGCGUGGAAGACACUUUGCGCAAGAACGAGAGUCUGUGGAUCACCCUCAGCACCACCAACUUUACUUCCCCUGUCACCGAGUUCUGGGAGCACAACGUGCUGAGCUUGUCCCCUGGAAUCGACCACCCAGGCGCUCUGAAAUGGGACCUCGCUCUCUGCCUUCUUUUGGUCUGGCUGAUCUGUUUCUUCUGCAUCUGGAAGGGCGUCAGGUCAACAGGGAAGGUUGUCUACUUCACCGCGACUUUCCCGUUCGCCAUGCUCCUGGUGCUGCUGGUCCGUGGGCUGACACUGCCUGGCGCAGGCGCAGGCAUCAAGUUCUACCUGUACCCUAACAUCACGCGCCUCGAGGACCCACAGGUGUGGAUUGAUGCCGGGACCCAAAUAUUCUUCUCCUAUGCCAUCUGCCUGGGGGCCAUGACCUCGCUGGGGAGCUACAACAAGUACAAGUACAACUCGUACAGGGACUGUAUGCUGCUGGGAUGCCUGAACAGUGGUACCAGUUUUGUGUCUGGCUUCGCAAUUUUUUCCAUCCUGGGCUUCAUGGCACAAGAGCAAGGGGUGGACAUUGCUGAUGUGGCUGAGUCAGGUCCUGGCUUGGCCUUCAUUGCCUACCCGAAAGCCGUGACGAUGAUGCCGCUGCCCACGUUUUGGUCCAUUCUGUUUUUCAUUAUGAUUCUCUUGCUUGGACUGGAUAGCCAGUUUGUUGAAGUUGAAGGACAGAUCACAUCCUUGGUUGAUCUUUACCCAUCCUUCCUAAGGAAGGGUUGUCGUCGGGAAAUCUUCAUCGCCAUCGUGUGUAGCAUCAGCUACCUGCUGGGGCUGACGAUGGUGACAGAGGGUGGCAUGUAUGUGUUUCAGCUCUUUGACUACUAUGCAGCUAGCGGUGUAUGCCUUUUGUGGGUUGCAUUCUUUGAAUGUUUUGUUAUUGCCUGGAUAUAUGGCGGUGAUAGCUUUUAUGAUGGUAUCGAGGACAUGAUCGGCUAUAGGCCCGGGCCCUGGAUGAAGUGCAGCUGGGCUGUGGUCACUCCAAUUCUCUGUGUUGGAUGUUUUAUCUUCUCUCUUGUCAAGUAUGUCCCCCUGACCUACAACAAAGUCUAUGUGUAUCCCACCUGGGCCAUCGGGCUGGGCUGGAGUCUGGCCCUGUCCUCCAUGAUCUGCAUCCCCUUGGUCAUCGUCAUCCGCCUCUGCCAGACGGAGGGACCACUCCUGGUGAGAGUCAAGUAUCUGCUCACCCCAAGGGAACCCAACCGCUGGGCUGUGGAGCGGGAGGGGGCCACACCCUACCAGUCUCGCACAGUCAUGAACGGCGCUCUCAUGAAACCCACCCACAUCGUCGUGGAGACCAUGAUGUGAGCUCUCUCGGGUCCACGGGCCGACUGCUUUCCUGCUGUUUACUAACAUUAGAUUCUCAUAGGACCAGGUUUACAGAGCUUUAUAUUUGCACUAGGAUUUUUUUUUUUAAUUGUCACAGAAAAUGUUCCCUUGUAUGUGUGUGUGUAUUGUGCGUGUGUGUAUUUUGUUUUGAUUUGGGGGUAUUUUAUAUAAAAAGAAAACCCACGGGCAGUUGUCCAGGGAGAGGCAGAGCUUUCAUACUGAAUUACAUGUAUUUUAUGGGAACUUGGUAAAUUUUUCUUUGUAUUUUUUUGUUUUUUACACAUAACUAUAUAUACACUUAGAGAUUGUCAUACAUUUUACCACUUGAAUUGAUCUUCUUGCCAGCAAUAGAUCUCAUUUUCAAAAGCAAUUCUUUGGUGCUUGUGUAGCUGGUAAAAGUUCUGCCCAAGAAACACAGGGUGGAAUUUUCUCGGGACAGCAGAUCCAUCUUAAAGCGUAGUACCUUCCAAAGCCUGGUUCAGGAGGAAGAAAACCACAGGGAGAGGCCCACCCUCCCGAGCCAGUGGGGCAGGAGAAACAAGGGCCAUGAGGAGACACCUCAUUCUGCGUGUCUUAGCCAAGAAGAGAGAUGCCAAAACAAUGAACCACCCCGCAAAUAAAAGGGACUGAGUAACACCAAAAGAUGAAGCCUACAGCACACACUUGAUUCUAAGGGUAGUAGAAACUGGUGCAGCAGGAGCAAAAUCCCACCCUUUUAUUUUGAGAUCGAAGGUGGAUCGUCAGUAGGACUGUCAGAACCAUUGGUCUGAGAGGGCUGGCAGGAGGGGGCUCGGGUUUGGGUGCCCCCAGGAGGCUCACUACUCGGCCUUGCAAGGGGGGGUUGAGACAGGGGAGGCCACAGUCUUUCCUGGGACAUUCCAGGCAGAGACCUGCAUCCAGCCCCGCAGGAGCUGGGGUCUCGGGGCUCAGAACUUCACACGGGAUGGGUCUUUUGCGUUGGAGUGGGGUCAUGGAGGGUUGUGGUCCUGCCCCACACAGCAUCUCCAACACCUCUGGAAACUGCCUGCAGGAGGGACAAGAGGUGAGGCAGGGAAGGGAGUAGACUGAAGGAUGCGGGUCCUGGGGAGGGGCGCUUUUCUCUCCUUACCUCCCUACCUCCAGCUCUGUCCUCUUCUCCCAGAGGUGGGGAGACUCCUGCCGAGCUCUCGUCAGAGAGGCCAGCCCAGGGCCACCCGGGCUCUAGCAAGGAGUGCCAAGAGCAGCUUUUGAGGUUGGAUCUUUGAGUCACGUGAAAUGCUCCCCAAAUUCUCCCAGUGCAGGCAUAAGGGCAGCCCUUGUCAGUGACUUGGGAUCUAACAAAGUUCCUCAUUUCAAACCCCCUGCAGUAACUGGUGUCAGACAUUUCACCAUGUGGGGACCGAGCAGAGAAGGCAAAGGAGAAUUUUCAAGGAGGUUGGGAUUGUCCAGGGGUCUGGGACCUCAGCACUGGCGUGUCCUUACACAGAGCAGAGUUCCUCUCUGAACCAGGAGAGAAGGGGCUGCACCUUUAAGAUCCACCCACUUGGACCUAAACUGUGCCAUUUGAACAGUCACUUCCAAGUUCAGAGUCUAAAGUAAACCGAAACAUUGUCACACACACAGGCAGUGGCUGCCUCGGUGCGGAGUGGAGGCCGGCGUGGGCUUCCAGAGCAGGGGCUCUCGGGAUCCUGGAAACCCCCUCCCCACAUUUGGGAGCGGGAGGAGCCUCUGGUGUCCCCCCUCCCUAAAGACAAUUCUGAACCUUUUGUCUUUGGCAAGUGUACACCUUUCACUGUGUCCAAAGCUAUAUACUCUGCCAAACAACACCCAGUCCUAUUCCAAACCAUCAACAAUGUGUUCCUAUUUUUCUAUGUGUUUAUGGUCCCUGUUGUGUCUGAUUUGAUUUUACUGUUUUUUCCCUAUUUUUAAUGGGUAGCAAUGUGACCUGUUUUCCUUGUCUUAUGUAACUGUAGUAAACUAACCACAGUCAAUGACUGGGGACAGGUGACAUGCGGGGAAGAGGGGGCUUGGCAAGCAGUGGCUACCUGGGCAUUUGUGGUCAUUUCUGUCUCCAUCUCCUCUCCAGGGCUCAUACCCCGUUACAGUAUUUCGGGUUGGUAGACAAAUAGCAGCAUUUUGGAAAUGGCCUGAGGAAGCCUCUUCUUAUAAGAUUCCCAGACCAAAUUCUAGACCAAAGACACAUGCAGACCAAGUCCCUAAACCCCACCUGGAAGGAAGGUCGGCCACCUUCCCCAAGCCCAUUCCUCGACAAUCUCCUGAGUCACCUGUCUCCAGUUCUGAUCCCUCUUGCCCAGCCCCUGGGGCUCUUGUGUCUCUGCAGAACUUGGCUCUGUGCAUACAAUGUGUAACGAUGCUUGACUUUCAUGUCUCCAUAUAAAUGAAACUUUUCAUUAGAGCCCGUGACUCUGGUCCACCUGUGUCUGGAGAAUGGGCAAAGUCCUCUGCCUGUUCUCUGCUUGGGAUGGGUCAGAAAUUCUGAUGCCUGAACAUAGCCCAGCCAGCCAAAUCUGGAAAGGAAGCGAGGGAGGUGUUUAAAGCAUUUUUAGUAAGAUGGAAUGGGUGAAUCUCAGCCAGGGAGAUGCUUCAUUGAGAUCGGCGUGUUAGUCACCACAGUACAGAGUCCCCAGCUGUCAGUGAGGGAAAGACCUAAACAGCCCCUCAUCCAAAGCCCUCAUCUUAAAGGGAAAACUGAGGCCCACAGCAGGGAAGGGACUUUGGCACCACGAGUCAGGAAUGAAAACGGACUUUCUUGAGUUGGCUGAGCUGCAGGUUCUCCAAGGUAUGUGCAGUGAGGGGCGAGUGUGGGACCAGGGCUGAAUCCAAGUAGGUCUCAAGGUUCUUCCUGACAACCAAAGAUAAGCCUCUAUGAAAAAGGAAACGCCCAGCCCCACUGCUCAGGGAUGAGGUGAGCUGCACCAUCGCCCUCUGACUGACCUCAUGGGCCAGUUGGACCCUGAGCUGUGGCCUCAGGUAGGAGAGGCAGGCACCUGUUUACCCUGGCCCUGCAUGGGGACUUCUUCCUCCCAGCAGCCCUCCGUGAGCUAGAAAUUGAGAUUCCUCUUUGCACAAGAGGAGACUGAGGCCCAGAGAAGCCAGUUGAUGUGCCAGACCUUUAGGCAGGAUUUAAAUGAAGGCCCCCAGGGCUCCAAACUUAGCCUGAGGCCAGGUAGGAAAUUCCCAGGCAGCAGAAGGAGCCAUGGGUGGUUCCCCCCAGGACACCCCUGGGCAGUGUGCAGCUCCCUGUCUGUGCCGCCAGUCCCUUGUCCUCACCCAGGUGCCACCACACAAUGGCCUACGACCCAGCCAGCAGCUCCUAGCACUGCCUCUCCUAAUGGGGAAAUGCUCUGGGCAGCUGGUCUAAGACAGAGGCAUCUUAUUCCCCCCACCCAAGACUCAGACACAAGCCAGGAAAGACCCAAGAGAAACCCUCUCCAGGUGGCCAGAGGUUCCAUCUAUCCCUCAGACUCAGGGGCAGGCGAUCCCAGGCCGGGCUGUGCGCGUGGAUGCUGCAAAUACCACUGUGUGCAAAGACCCAAGUACAAAACCACAAGACAAAACGAAACACCCAGAUAGCAAAUCCUGUAGAGAGGUGGGCAACCUGGAAGCCAGGGACAGCAUCUGCCCCUCCCCUGUGCCUGACCUUCAUAGUACAUCCUGUUUUAUAGGAAGCUGUUUUUCAUUGUUCUCUUGUGGGUGUCACUGCAGACGUGUUCUGGCGUGUUCCUGAGGGAGGGAGCAUCUUGUUAUUUCUUUGGCUGCAAAUUGAGAUGUUGGCUCCAUGUUGUUAUUUUGUUUUUUGGAUUUUUUUACCCAUUUAAUCUUCCGGUCCCUAGCAACUGUGACUCUGUAUUUAGCACAAGAGAAACCUGAGAACGUGGGUCUUGCCUCCUUGCAGAAAUAUGUCUGGCUCAUCAGGACGUUUUUUUAAAGCUUCAGAAUAUUUUUAAGAUAUUUUAAACUUUUGUAAAAAAAUAAAAAACAAGUCAACCAACAAGAGACUUUUCUGAGGAGGAUAUUUGUAUUUGAACAAGAUGCUUGGUGUAUGAUUCAGUCUUGCAGUAUACACGCUUUUGUGUGUAGAUGUUUUAUGAUAUGAAUCCCUGCAUUUUGCAGGGCUGUUUUCCCUCAUUUGCUUUUUAGAUAAAUAUGUAUAUCAAUAUUUUAAACUCAUCUUUGCUUUUUUUUAGAGGAGUUUGUAAUCACCUUAUAACAUGAAAAUAAACAUUUCCUUUUUAAAAUCCAA